AUGGAGAUUCCAGAAGAUUUAUUAAUAUGUAUCUAUAAUUUUCUAUUAAAACAUAAAUUUGUAAAAACAGCUAAAGUUUUUGGAAAAGAAACAGAUAAAAUAGAAUUUUUUUCAAAAGAAAAAGAAGCAACAUCAUUAAUUAAAAUAUAUAAGUACUACAUUGAAAAUAUUAGUGCAAAAGAAUCUAUCAAUGUUGAAAAAAAUAAUUCUGAAGUUUCAGUAGCAGAAAAAGCAGUAAAAAAGGAAAAAAAAUCAAUAAAAAAUAUACAAAUAGAAAAAAAGAUGAAAGUUAAAAAACGAAGAAAAACAGAUCCUGAUCAAGAAAUAUGUAUUAAAUCUAAGAAAUAUAAAGAUGAAACAAAAAAAAAUGUACAAAAUAAAAAUCAAGAUGAACAAUUAUGUGAAUUUUCUGUUGAAAAAGAUAGUUUGAAUAUUUUUAAUGAUGUAGCAAAUACUCAAUCUAAUAACAAAACAGGAGCAUCUAAUUUGGAUUUUGAGAUAAAUAAUAGAAAGAAUUCAGAAAAAUCUAUUAAUAUAGAAAAAAUACAGAAAAAAAAUCCAUCUUUUUCAAGAAUUGAUAAAUCAAAGAUUGAAUUUGCUCAUGAAUGUCUAAAAGAUAAUAGUUAUUUUGGAACUUAUCAAGAAGAAUGGAACGAAUAUGGAAGAAAGGCAAAUAAGGAUUUAUUAGUUAUCAAGGGAAAGGAAUUUAGAGCAGAAAAAAGCAAAAAAAAGAGGGGAAGUUAUCAUGGAGGCAAAAUUGAUUCUAAUGUUUCUCGAAGUUUUAAAUUCACAUAAUUAAAUUUCGAUAUUUAAAAU
Molecule: messenger RNA, 816 nt
Organism: Pneumocystis murina B123
Lineage: Eukaryota; Fungi; Ascomycota; Pneumocystomycetes; Pneumocystales; Pneumocystaceae
Exons: 3
Coding region: 1-795 (264 amino acids)
Cellular component (GO): nucleolus; nucleoplasm
Molecular function (GO): protein binding
Source: RefSeq, a predicted model, not a curated record